AGGGACGGGCCCUACUCGUCCCCGUGCGGCGCCCAGGCUUACAGGCCGAGCUCCUCCCCGGCUGGGUCUGUCCCCUCCCUCGGCCGUUCCUCCUUCCUCCUCCUCCUUCUCCUCCUCCUCCUCCGGCAGGCAGGCAGGCGGGCAGGCGGGCAGCAUGGCGGCCGUGGAGACGCGGGUUUGCGAGACGGACGGCUGCAGCAGCGAGGCCAAGCUCCAGUGUCCCACCUGCAUCAAGCUGGGCAUCCAGGGCUCGUACUUCUGCUCGCAGGACUGCUUUAAAGGAAGUUGGGCUACUCACAAGUUACUACAUAAGAAAGCAAAAGAUGAAAAGGCAAAACGGGAAGUGUGUGCCUGGACUGUAGAAGGUGAUGUGAACACUGACCCGUGGGCAGGGUACCGCUACACCGGGAAACUGAGGCCGCAUUACCCACUGAUGCCCACCAGGCCAGUGCCCAGUUACAUCCAGAGGCCAGACUACGCUGACCAUCCCCUAGGAAUGUCUGAAUCUGAACAGGCUCUUAAAGGCACUUCUCAAAUUAAGCUACUCUCAACUGAAGAUAUAGAAGGGAUGCGACUUGUGUGUAGGCUUGCUAGAGAAGUCUUGGAUAUUGCUGCUGGGAUGAUUAAAGCAGGUGUGACUACUGAAGAAAUUGAUCACGCUGUACACUUAGCAUGCAUUGCAAGAAAUUGCUAUCCUUCUCCCCUGAAUUACUAUAAUUUCCCAAAGUCUUGUUGUACCUCAGUGAAUGAAGUCAUCUGCCAUGGGAUUCCAGACAGACGACCUUUGCAAGAAGGUGAUAUUGUUAAUGUGGAUAUCACUCUUUAUCGAAAUGGUUAUCACGGGGAUCUAAAUGAGACCUUUUUUGUUGGAGAUGUGGAUGAAGGAGCACGGAAACUUGUUCAGACUACAUAUGAGUGCCUGAUGCAAGCCAUCGAUGCAGUGAAGCCUGGUGUUCGAUACAGAGAACUGGGAAACAUCAUUCAGAAACAUGCCCAAGCAAAUGGAUUCUCAGUUGUUCGAAGCUAUUGUGGACAUGGAAUCCACAAACUUUUCCAUACAGCUCCCAAUGUACCACACUAUGCCAAGAAUAAGGCAGUUGGUGUGAUGAAGUCUGGCCACGUGUUUACAAUUGAACCAAUGAUUUGUGAAGGUGGAUGGCAGGAUGAGACCUGGCCAGAUGGCUGGACUGCAGUGACAAGGGAUGGAAAACGGUCCGCUCAGUUUGAGCACACCCUGCUGGUCACGGACACUGGCUGUGACAUUCUCACCCGGAGACUCGAUAGCUCUCGGCCUCAUUUCAUGUCCCAGUUUUAAUUUCCCACGAUGCCUAAUACCUGAACACCAUCCUGUACUGUGCAUUUUAUUGAAGGUACAGAAAUGAAGAGGUUUUUAAAAAUCACUCAUUUUGUUUGGCUGUGGAUACGAAAGGACUACAGCGUUCGAUGUGUGCCCUCAGGAGCUUCUUUUGGGGUCUGAAAAAGCUGAGAAGAAUAAAGGAAACCUUGCUUACUUCCUUCA
This is a messenger RNA of Mesocricetus auratus (golden hamster), 1519 nucleotides long. RefSeq names its product methionyl aminopeptidase 1 (gene Metap1). Gene Ontology annotation, molecular function: metalloaminopeptidase activity. Lineage: Eukaryota; Metazoa; Chordata; Mammalia; Rodentia; Cricetidae. Gene Ontology annotation, biological process: proteolysis. The coding region runs from base 155 to 1315 and encodes 386 amino acids. The transcript has 11 exons. The record is from RefSeq and is a predicted model, not a curated record.